This is a messenger RNA of Phyllotreta striolata, 1754 nucleotides long. The record is from the annotation of a GenBank genome assembly. Lineage: Eukaryota; Metazoa; Arthropoda; Insecta; Coleoptera; Chrysomelidae.
GUCAGUCAAUAACGUACAAGCGAAAGAUAUCGUCAAAACAUGUUGAAAGUCUUCAAAUUCCUGAUAAUAUAUUGGAAAACACUGUUCACCCUAAUAUUUCCAAUAAUCACCCUGCCCAUAUUCCUUUGCCACGACACCAAAGCGAAUCGAUGCAUGUACUGCUUCGCCCUGAUGAGCGCCUUCUGGAUGACCGAAUGCAUCCCGGCGGCCAUAACCUCCAUCCUCCCCAUGAUCAUAUUCCCGCUGUUGGGCGUGCUGAACUCCGACGCGGUGGCCCGCAGCUUCCUCAACGACACCACCAUGAUGCUGAUCGGCAGCGUCGCCAUCGCCAUCGCCAUGGAGGCCACCGGUUUGCACGUCCGCAUCGCCUUGUACGUGAUCAAAUUCAUCGGCUGCAGCUUCUGCAAGCUGCACAUCGGCCUCGGCAUGGUCACCAUGUUCAUAUCCAUGUGGAUCGCCAAUACGGCCGCCACGGCGCUGAUGAUACCCAUUGUGGAAGGGAUACUGGUGGCCCUGCAGAACCAGGGGUUGAUAACGAUGUGGAAACGCGACGAUUCGUUGCCUCCGGAGGAUUGGAAGCCUACUAAUGUCACAAAGUGUUAUUACAUCACUUCUUCUUAUUCAUCGCUUAUUGGUGGUACCGGUUGCAUUAUCGGUUCCGGCUCGCAUCUCGCUUAUAAAGGACUGUACGAGACCCUUUUUCCUGAUAGCCCCGGUGUGGAGUUUUCCAAAUGGAUGCUAUUCAACGUACCUCUGAUGCUAAUCAGCAACAUUUUCAUAUUACUCUGGUUGCAAAUACUUUAUUUAGGCUUAUUCCGGCCCUACUCCCAAACCGCCAAAGACCUGAGCACCGGUAAAGAAGCGGCCGCCGCCGCGAAGGUGGUGAUCGACCAAAAAAUCGUGGAAUUAGGGCCGUUAAAAUUCGCCGAAAUCGCCGUCGCCGUUGUAUUCGUCCUGUCGAUCGUGUUCUGGUUCCUGCGCCGGCCGGGCUUCAUGAAGGGCUGGCCCGACUACGUCAGCGACGUGAAAUGCGGCGACGCCGUCGUCGCCAUAGCCGCCUUCGUGCUCUUCUUCAUCAUCCCCAUGGAGCCGACGUUCGUGCACUACUGCAGCCAGGACGAGGCGAAGCGCCCGACCGAGUCGUCCAAGGGCGUGCUCGAGUGGAAGCCCUUCAGCUCGAAGAUGCACUGGAACAUGCUGCUGGUGCUGGGCGGCGGCUUCGCCAUGUCGGACGCGGCCAAGCAGAGCGGCAUGACCACCGUGGUGGCCAACUACCUGCAGACGUUCCUCACCGACAGCAAUCUGCUGAACCUGAUCAUCGUGUGCUUCACGGGCUCGGUCAUCACGCAGUUCCUCUCGAGCAACGUGGCCUGCGUGACCAUCAUGACGCCGAUUCUGCUGGACAUUUGCAUCUUGCGCCAGACGCACCCGAUGUGGCUGGGGCUGUCGAACGCGCUGGCCUGCUGCUACUCGUACUUCCUGCCGGUGUCGACGCCGCCCAACGCGCUGGUGUCGGGGCCCGCCCGGAUGGGCGGCAAGGAGAUGAUGGUGUCCGGCUGCGGCACCUACCUCGCUUGCAUGGUGCCGCUGUUGGUGAUCUUUCCCCUCUACGCGCCUCUGAUAUGGGAUUUCACUUUCCCCGAAUGGGCCAACGUCGGCAACAACACCCAGCCUGAAUUCUAAUCCUCAUCCUGUUGGAUAAACUGAUUGAGUUCGGGUAUUAGAGUUGUUAUAAAACCAGGUGUAACCUGCAU